CCACCAUCUAGUGGGGAACACCGAGUUGGUGUUACUAGCCAUAUUAAUUCUCUUUCUCCACAUCGUAAACCUAGAACUUGUGUACUUAGAAAAAUUGCUGAACAUACACCUCUUCAACGACUAUUGGAACAUCUUCUUCAAUGGAGAAACGUGACCCGCAGCAAUUUUUUGCUUGGCCAGUCACAGAUAGUAUUGCACCUGGAUACUCUCAGAUCAUUACUAAUCCUAUGGAUUUCAGUACUAUAAAGCAGAAAAUAGACGAUAAUAGUUAUCAAAACUUAAACGAGUUCGUAGACGAUUUUAAACUAUUGUGUGAUAACGCUACUACUUAUAACCACCCAGAUACAAUUUAUUACAAGGCAGCAAAGAAAUCAUUGCAUGUUGGCCUAAAAAUGGUUACACCUGAAAAACUUCGUCAAUUAAGACCUGUACUAACUUACAUGCAGGAUAUCUCAAAAGAGGAGCUUGGAUUUGAAUUGGGUACAGAAGAUCCUAAUAAUCCAGACAUUCCCGUAACAGAGGAGCAAGUCGAACGGGAACAGGAGGAACGUAACGAAGAGGCAGAAGAACUUCGAAAAGAGAACCAAAGGAAAAUGAGAUUAGCAAAUUUAGGUAAAUUUGAAGCCAUUCCGGAUGAUAUGACGCCGGAGGAAAUCUUAAAACAAGCCCGAGGAGCCGCGAAAGUAGCAUCAGACAAGUUAACAUUGAAAAGGUUGAAUUCCAAGAUGGGUUUCCUUAGACAAAAGAAAGACGGAACUACUAGUUUACAGAUCAUAGUGCCGGGAGACGGCGUGAUUCCAGGAACUAAUCAAAGACCAGUGUCAUUAGUGCAGCUUAUAGGUAAAUUGAAUCAUGGUACAGGAGCGUUAGCAGGAUUCCGAGAAGAUAGGAGAAAUAUGUCUAAACCAGUUAAACCUUUAUAUUACGGUGCCUUUGGUUCUUAUGCUCCAAGUUACGAUUCCACGUUCGCUAAUCUGACAAAGGAGGAAACAGACUUGGUGUAUUAGACAUAUGGCGAUGAGACUGCUGUACAAUAUGCAGAAUCCAUAUUAGACUUUGCUAAAGACUGUGAUUAUACGUUAACUAUGGUCGACGAUCUGUUGGAUAUCCUGACAGGAGGAGAUCAUAGAAAGACUAAGAAGUUCCUUGAGGAAAAGCGAAGACUCAAAGAGGAAGAAGAAAAGAUAAAGCAUUUAUU
Messenger RNA from Bombus pyrosoma, 1198 nucleotides. RefSeq names its product bromodomain-containing protein 7-like. The record is from RefSeq and is a predicted model, not a curated record. Lineage: Eukaryota; Metazoa; Arthropoda; Insecta; Hymenoptera; Apidae. Gene Ontology annotation, cellular component: nucleus. The transcript has a single exon. Gene Ontology annotation, biological process: regulation of transcription by RNA polymerase II. Bases 141 to 1007 code for a protein of 288 amino acids.